This is a messenger RNA of Aspergillus glaucus CBS 516.65, 750 nucleotides long. RefSeq names its product glutathione S-transferase family protein. The coding region runs from base 1 to 750 and encodes 249 amino acids. The transcript is spliced from 2 exons. The record is from RefSeq and is a predicted model, not a curated record. NCBI's taxonomy places the organism in Eukaryota, Fungi, Ascomycota, Eurotiomycetes, Eurotiales, Aspergillaceae.
AUGAGCCAACCCGACAUCACCCUCUACACCGCGCAGACUCCCAAUGGAAUCAAAAUCUCCAUUGCGCUCGAGGAGCUGGGCCUCCCCUACAAAGUCCAAAAAAUCGACAUCAGCAAAAACACCCAAAAAGAACCCUGGUUCCUCGCCAUAAACCCCAACGGCCGCAUCCCCGCCCUAACAGACACCCUCAACAACCAACCCAUCCACCUCUUCGAAUCCGGCAGCAUCCUGCAAUACCUCGUCGAGCAGUACGACAAAGACCACAAGAUCUCCUACCCGCAGGGUACGCCAGAAUACUACGCAGUUAAUAAUUGGCUCUUCUACCAGAACGCCGGCGUGGGGCCGAUGCAGGGCCAGGCGAAUCAUUUCUCGCGCUAUGCGCCGGAGCAUAUUCCCUACGGUGUUACGCGGUAUGUUAAUGAGACGAGGAGGUUGUAUGGCGUGCUCGAUCAGCAUCUAUCGACCUCGAAGUCGGGGUGGCUUGUUGGGGAUCGUGUGACGAUUGCGGAUAUUUCGCAUUGGGGGUGGGUUGCGGCGGCUGGGUGGGCGGGGGUUGAUAUUGAGGAGUAUCCGCAUUUGAAGGCGUGGGAGGAGAGGAUGGCUGCUAGGGAGGGUGUUGAGAAGGGGAGGCAUGUGCCGGAGAAGCAUACGAUUAAGGACCUGUUGAAGAAUAAGGAGGAGAUGGAGAAGAAGGCGGAGGAGGCGAGGGCGUGGAUUCAGGAGGGGAUGAAGAAGGAUGCGAAAGUCUAG